UCACAGAUAUAUCAGGUGACCCAAAACUGCGAGUAAGCUUGCACUGCUGCACACAUCCGUCAGUUCCAGGAAUCGAAUGCUUCUUGGAAAAGGUGACGGACAGCGUCACACAUUACAGACCCAAGCGAGGCAGUGCUAAUGCCAACGCUCAUUAACAUAACAAGGUAGACUGAUUGGUACACCUCGAUACAGGUAGGCGAUAUAUAUCCAGUAUCACUUACACUCGUCUGGUAGGACCAAUAAUAACGGCACUUGUUUAAAUGGUACUGCUGCACACAUCCGUCAAUUCAACGAAAUCAAAUGCUUCUUGGAAAAGAAGGCAGACAGCGUUACACAUUACGGUACCCAAACGAGGCAUUGCUAUUGACAACGCUCAUUUACAUAACAAGGUAGACUGAUGGGUAGAUGUACCCCUCGAUACAGGUAGGCGAUAGAUAUCCAGCGUCACUUACAAUCGUCUGGUCGGACCAAUAAUAACGAUGGAACAAACUUGGAUUGUCUUCAUUGUUUACAUUCUGGCAAUAACAGCGACACUGACUUUAGGCCAGAGCAGUGAAAAUAUUUGGGAACAGGUUCGAACAAGAGAAAAUCCAUGUCGCGAUACAACAUGUGGGGAGAAACAGGAUGUGUGUGAAUGCUACCUGACAGUUGAACACCGGCUCACCAUGAUGAUAGAAGAAGAAGGAACUCUAGUGGUACCUGACGGAGGUCAGCUUUAUGAGUAUGACAAACCAGGGAGUCCUAUAAUAAAAGCUGAACAGAUACCGUAUAUCUUGACGGCGGAUGCUAACAACUCGCGAUUGGUAAUUACCGUAAAUCGGCGAUUCCCUGGUCCACAGAUCACGGCGUACGAGGACCAGACUUUGAUUAUCCACGUCCGUAACCUGAUGGACACAGAUAGUACUACGGUACACUGGCAUGGUAUGCAUCAACAAGGAUCCACGUAUGCAGACGGCGUUGCUAUGGUGUCUCAAUGUCCCAUAGGGCACGGUCAGGAAUUUACCUACAAAUUCAAGGACAAACCGCACGGCACCAGCUUCUACCACGCCCAUAUUGGUGAUCAGAGGACUAUGGGGUUGUAUGGAGCUCUCGUCGUGUACCCUAAACAGGAGCUCCCCUCAGCAACAAGACAGGAACAUGUUGUCACUUUGCAGGACUGGAACCACGACGAUGAUGCAGCAACGUUAUAUCAACGUAUGUUAUAUGGAAUAUACGACCAGGCGAGUAAAACACCAUACCAGACAACGUCCUCCCGGGACGGUGCUAUGUACAGCAGGUACAGGUUCCAUUCCGGACUAGUGAACGGUAAAGGACGUUACUACGAGUCAUCUACCGUACAUAACCAGGCUCCUCUGACUGAGUUCGAUGUGGCCCCAAACAGGAACUACACGUUCCGAGUCAUCAGUGCAGCCACCCUCUAUCCCUUCCGUGUGUACGUGGAAGGGCAUCCGACAAUAACUGUCGUUGCUUCUGACGGAUUUGCAUUGAAACCAAUGGAUGUUGAAUCGUUCAUCAUUAAUCCAGGAGAAAGAUACGACUUCAUUCUGUUUACAGACAAGCCUAAAGAUAACUAUUUACUGGUUGCACAAACACUGGAGGUAGAAAGUGAGAUUACAAGACGUGAUGAAUACCACGUGGCGGAGGCUAUCAUCCAUUACAUAGGUAUAGCCAGAAACCUAAACCUUGAAAAGAGCGGUAAAAACGAGUGUACAGCGUCAAAGAAAUGUGUGAUAUUCAAUUGUCCUUAUCUUCUUCCUACAGGGGUAAAUGAAACCUGUAAGACUUUCAAUGACGCGAGAACAGAUGAUUUUAACUCUCGGCCACAAGAUGUCAGGAAUAUCGAUAAGGAGCUUUUUUUUAAUUUUGCCUUCCCUGGACCUGGUGGCUUUAUGGAAGGGUCGGUGAAUGGUCGCCAAUUCGUGCCUCCUGUUGCUCCGGUCUACUCACAGCCCGAAGAUAUCGAUACUCAGUGCGAUGUAAACUGUGAAGACCGGACGUGCCGAUGCACGUACACUCAAGAAAUAGAAUCCGGAAAAGUGUACCAGUUUACACUGACUAACCUUGGGAAUGGGAAAGGAUGGUCACAUCCGGUACAUUUACAUGGACAUUCAUUUUACGUCAUGAAGAUGGGUUUUGGACAGUACAAUCCUGGUGGUAAUUUGACUGAUUCAACAGCGGAUAUAUCAUGUGCACGUGGGUCGAAGGGUUACUGUAACGCUCCGAUAUGGGCCGACGAGACAUGGAAUGGAGGAAACGUACCAGACCUAGUUUUAAACGAUACCGCACAAAAAGACACCAUCAUCGUCCCUACUGAUGGUUACGUCGUCAUCAGAUUCAAGGCAGACAACCCUGGUGCCUGGUUCUUCCAUUGUCACAUCGACCUCCACAACACAAACGGUAUGGGGAUGGUAAUUAUUGAAACUCCAGAGAAAUAUCCUGAUGUCCCGAAAAACUUUCCAGUCUGUGGGGACUUCAAAGAGGAGGAAAAUGACAGUGAGGAUUCGGGACUAGGAUUUGGAGCUGGAAUAGGUGUAGGUAUUGUAAUUAUUUUAGGUACAGUUUUCCUGAUCGUUGUGGUGGUAUUGAUAGUGAAGAAGUGUAGAGAGUAGGCUGAAACUACAUAGAAACGGAAACGUGUUACUGAGCGUCAUUAUGGCCAAAAACAAUUAUAAUUUUCUUAGAAUUUGAUUGAUUCGUAAUGUCAAACAGAAUAAAUUAAUGGAAAUUAAAGAGAAAUAUUUUAUAACGUAUCGGUAUAAAACACUCGUUUUAACUAGUAUCAUAGGUCUCAAAUGUUUAGGCGUUUAACUAUGAAAUUCACAGGAGCUACUUAACGUUAAACAAGUAUGGUACUCAUCUUGAUAAUUCAAACUCAUUAUUCACUAUGUUUCUGAUUAACGUGUUUUACACACCUUCCUUUUUGUUUGAACUGUAGUAAAGAUUAAAUGCGUGUUAGAUUGACGAAGAUAUGUAUGGCCUUGUUUAAUAUUUUUUUUGGUUUACCAAAUUUGUUGCGUGCACUCAAUUGUGUGUGCAUUCCAUAUAUUUUUAAACUUUCAAAAUAGAGCGUCAGAAUAAUACGAAUAAGACGUUCUCAAUGGCAUUGUCUGUCAAUGAAUCUCACAAUAACCAAGUUCUAUUAAUACACACAUCUUAAAUAGAUAUAAAGUACUAGCACAACGACAAACCCCUUUAGAACCCCAUCAUAAUAAGGUAUGCUUUGUUUUGUAUCCCAAAAUCGGUAUUCAUAUCUAUUUGUAAAAUGGUAAUUGUUUGGAUACACAUAAAAAGGUUAACAGAUAAAGCAUUAUGAUUUGAAUGAACCGAAUUAAAAGUAUGAACAGUAACGAACAUUUUUCGUAGUAAUCAUUUUGAUUAAAAACUAAUUUUGUAGAUUAAUUUGCAGUUCAUAUUAGCUAUCAAUGACAAUUAGUUUUAUUUCAUAUCAAACUGAUAUAUAUCUUUAGAUAUGUGCUCUCUUAGAUGUUUAUCGUUUGCAAAUAAUAAUAUAUUUUUAUAGUUAGUUUACAAUGAACCUAAACUACAACUUUAAGCCAUAGGUACCCUUCACACCCACAUAGCAUUACAAAACAGUCAUAAAGUAUUUCAAAUUAAACUGAAGGAGAAGCUGAACGGACAGAAGUUUUUAAAUAUUUUUAAAAAUGGGGUACAGCUGAAAUUAAAAAAAGGUUGCAUCGACAAUAGGCCCAGGAACAUAUACGACUGUAGUGUGUUGUGGUGACCGCAUUAGUGGAAAAACUCAAAAUUAGGAUAAUCAAUAUUUGAGGAGUUUUCUGGAAAAUAUUCCUUCCAAAGACAGGUAGACGGCCAGAAAGACAGACAACCUGAUGUCAGGGUUUCCCAUAACUUUGUAACAAGGUUGGGAUUGCUAUGGAGAAAAGUUGAAUUAAUUUUGCAAUGUAUGUUAAGUGGAUCCGAAGCUUACUUUCUUGCAUUUACAAUGUAUAUACUCAUAUUUGUAUCUUUGCAAUUUUUUCUUUAAACCAGUAAGGUUAUCAUUGAUUAAGCUUUUGUGUUGUGACGAUUGUCAAUUUUUAUCAAGUAUGUUUAUUAUUGCUGUCAGUCAUAUAUUUAUAUUUUUAUAUCAGAAACAUAAUUAUUGUAUUUAGUUUCCUAACACUUAAAGUGAUAAUUUUAAUGUUGUAUAUUUGUAGACUUUUAGUGUUAAGUUUAUAUUCAUCCAACAUUAAUAAAUUCAUGUAUUUUGAUAUUAAUUUAUACAUAACAUAAAGGCAACUUUUAUUGAUAACUAUAUGAAACACGUUAAGAAUAAUUAAAGCUUUUGAUGUCGUAGAAAAUAGAAUCUUUUAACCUGAGGAAAAACCUUAUACAGAUUGGAGUUGAAAUAAUAGUGAACGACGAAAAAUGGAUCGAGUUUAGUCUUCUUUUAAUAAUGUAUGAAAUACUAAAAUAUCUUCGAAGUCAACGUAAGGUAAUUUUUUACGAGUUAUUAACCUAAAAAUAUGUUUGAUUAACAGACUCUGUUUAUUUUGAGUUAGAAAUGUGAAUAUGUGUUUGUUAAGCGCCCACUGGAGUGUCAAUGAUAUUUACUGAAUGCCUCUUUCAGGUCACGAUAGGUAUGUGACAAGUAUCUGCAAUGUUAUACUUUCGUGGAUAAAAAAUAGAUGUCCUAUCAAGUUACGUUUCUUAUACCUCUUAGAAAGAUGUACCAAAAUAGUGUUUGUCAAAUAAGCCCUACGUGUUUUUGAAAACGGAUAUGAAUAGACGCAAACUUUCGUACGAUCGCCUGUGAACCUGUUUGAAGAAGUGCGUUUUUCAAUAAUGCUUUAAAUAUUUACGGAAUUUAAUGAUAAAACUAUGUAAAACUAUUUGACACACUUUCCUCAUAUGACAACUCUUCCUACCCGUUUGUUGCAGGGAGUAGUCUUUAAAUGACUUCGGACAGGUGAUGCGUAUUAGACGUUAUUGACAAACUAGAUUUUUUGUUUAUUUGUUAAUAUUUACAUCAUAAUUGUUCUAUUUGGUUUGUUAAUGCUGCUUAGUGUUUAAUGCAUUAUUUCUUUACUUUAUAUAGCUCAGAUGCUUCGACUUAAUACUUCUCUAUACUAAUGAUGGAAGGCGUUUUAACCGUACUUUUAUAUCUUACUGUAAUUUUACAAAUGAAGUUAUGCAGAGAGGAUAUUUAGUGAGAAACUUGACAAAACCGUCUUGUAAUUUUCAACGUAUUUUUUUCGUUUGACACGAAGUAAUGCCAGAUUUAUCUACCCUUAUACUAGACUAAUACGAUGUACGAAGUGAUGGUUAUGAAUUUACAAGCACCUUUGCCAAUUAAUGUUUAAUUGUUGCUUGAUUAAUCUUUAAUUGGCCGAAAACGCGAGUAAAUGUGUCCUCUAGUUUGUUAGUUACUUUCACUGUACCGAUCACAUGGACAGUGUUUAUUAAUUUAUAAAUCCAUAUGUGUAGGAGGCUAUCUUAGUAAAUGCUAAUUUAUAUCUGUUUGAAACAAAAACGGUCAAAUAUUUGAUACACCAAAAUUAAUGAACUUCAAACGACAGCUUGGAAGCUUAACAGGCACACUUGACUGUUGAUACAGGAGUUGUACAGGAAAGUUAAUUAUAAAAAUAAAUAAACGAAAAAAGAAAAAUGAAAAUAAUAAAUGCAAACACAGUGUCACUAAUAUUAAAUACAUGUAUCUCUAGGAUCAACUAGAAAUGAAUAGACAUUAGGAAAUAAAAAAAACCGAUUUUCAGACAGUUAUUAGUAAAAUAUUAUAUAGAGUGUUUGUGUUAUUUGUUGUAUAUGCGUUAGUGUUGUAUUGUUAAUGACAAUGCAAGUGUUCUUAAUCACGUUUCGCGGACCCUAUGAUUGGUACGGACAGCCUAACCUCUCAAGCAUGUCCUUUACUCUACCAACGUUCCUCCUGACCUUCAAAGGUCUUAGUUAUAUAUGUAAGUGACUUGUAUUGGUAAGUUAUUGCUUAUUUGUAACAGGAUUUAUGAUAUAAAUCAAUUCAAAUUCAAGUAUCAUCCAUAGUAUCUGAAGUACUUGUAGUUGUUGUUUCUUUUUAUCCAAAAGUACAUAUGUAUCAUAACUUAUGGGCGAAACUCAAUUUGUUAUAUAUUGUUGUAAUGUCACGGUUUUAUUAUGUAGGUCAAACAAAAGUUUAUUCUCCGAUAGUUAUGUAGAAGUGGAUGCAUAAGUUUAAAAGGGUAGAAAUUGAUGUAGAAAUGUAAAAAAAUAACAUGACUUUCAUGUGCAAAUAACUGAAUAAAUGCAAUCUACCUAUG
This is a messenger RNA of Mizuhopecten yessoensis (Yesso scallop), 6269 nucleotides long. Its product is annotated as laccase-4-like. Gene Ontology annotation, molecular function: copper ion binding; oxidoreductase activity. Gene Ontology annotation, biological process: iron ion transport. The coding region runs from base 480 to 2609 and encodes 709 amino acids. The record is from RefSeq and is a predicted model, not a curated record. Gene Ontology annotation, cellular component: plasma membrane. NCBI's taxonomy places the organism in Eukaryota, Metazoa, Mollusca, Bivalvia, Pectinida, Pectinidae. The transcript is spliced from 4 exons.